Gekko japonicus is the source of this 2136-nucleotide messenger RNA. RefSeq names its product gastrula zinc finger protein XlCGF57.1-like. The transcript has a single exon. Lineage: Eukaryota; Metazoa; Chordata; Lepidosauria; Squamata; Gekkonidae. Gene Ontology annotation, biological process: regulation of cytokine production; negative regulation of transcription by RNA polymerase II; regulation of immune system process. Bases 14 to 1951 code for a protein of 645 amino acids. The record is from RefSeq and is a predicted model, not a curated record.
GGAGGAUGAGGAAAUGCAUCGCCUAUCUCCGGAUGAAGUCAAGAAGGAAGACCUGAAAGGAAACUUCGGAAAUCAAGGAAGCCCCAUGAGGCAGAAAGGAAGCCAUACACUCAAGAAGGGGGAUCAACCCAUUCCUUGCCAAGGGGGGGAUUUCCAUGAAGUAAUUCACAUGGUGGAGGAAACGUACAACUGCUUGGAAUGUGGAAUGAACUUCUCCGAUCAAACCGAAUAUAAUACCCAUUUGGAAAAUCAUAGUGGAAAAAAGACCCAUCAAUGCCUGGAAUGUGGAAAGAGCUUCCUUUGUAGAACAGAACUAAUUAGCCAUCUAAGAACACAUGCAGGAGAGAAACAUAGUUGCCCAGACUGUGGUGAGAGUUUCUCACAGGAAUCAGACCUUAUUGAACACCAAAGCAUUCAUUCAGAAGAUAAGCCAUUGAUCUGCUCAGAGAGUGGAAUUAUAUUCUCUGAUGGAAGUCCGGGAAAUCUACAUUUCCCAAGUAACAUCAUAAUGGAGGCAUGUAAAUGCUUUCGGUGUGGAAUGUACUUUGAAUACAGAUCACAGCUCCUUGUGCACCAAGAAAUACACGCAGGGGAGACAGGUUUUGAAUACCCGGAAUGUGGAAAGAGAUCGAGUGACAACGGCAAUUUUCAACAGCAUCUAAAUACCCUCACAAAGGAGGAAGCUUUUGACUUCUCAGAUUGCAGCCAGCAAUUUAGCUUCAGUUCAAAUCUUCUAACGCAUCAAAGCACCCACACAGGGGAAAAACCUUUUGAAUGCUCAGAGUGUGGGAAGAGAUUCCGUCACAGACGUAGUCUUCAACAGCACCUAAAAAUCCACAGCGGUGACAAUCCUUUUGAGUGCUUAGAGUGUGGGAAGAGAUUCAGUCGGAGUGGCCAUCUUCAGCUGCAUCACAGAACCCACACAGGGGAGAAACCUUUUGAAUGCCCAGUGUGUGAAAAGAGAUUCAGCAACACAGGUGGCCUUCAAAAGCACAUACGAGUCCACACAGGGGAAAAGCCUUUUGAAUGCUCAGAAUGUGGAAGGAGAUUCAGUCUGAGUGGUGAUCUGCAACAGCAUCUAAGAACCCACACGGGGGAGAAACCUUUUGAAUGCUCAGAGUGCAGUAAGAGAUUUGGUCGGAGCAGCGAUCUGCAGCAACAUCUAAGAACCCACACAGGGGAGAAACCAUUCGAAUGUUCAGAGUGUGGAAAGAGAUUCAUUCGGAGUAGCCAUCUAAAACAGCAUGUAAGAACCCACACAGGGGAGAAACCUUUCGAAUGUUCAGAGUGUGGGAACAAAUACAGUCAGAUUUAUGACCUUCAAGAGCACUUACGAGUUCACACAGGGGAGAAACCUUUUGAAUGCUCAGUAUGUGGAAAGAGAUUUAGGUUGCGUGGCAGUCUUCAGCGACAUGAAAGAAUCCACACAGGGGAGAAACGUUUUGAAUGUUCAGAGUGUGGAAAGAGAUUCAGGUUGAGUGGCAGUCUUCAACUGCAUCAAAGAACCCACACAGGGGAGAAACCUUUUGCAUGUUCAGUGUGUGGAAAAAGAUUCGGUCAGAGUAGCCAUCUGCGACAGCAUCAAAAAACCCACACAGGGGAGAAACCUUUUGAAUGCUCAGAGUGUGGGAAAAAAUACAGUCGAGGUUACGACCUUCAACUGCACAUAAGAAUCCACAAAGGUGAAAAACCUUAUGAAUGUUCUGAUUGUGGAAAGGUAUUCAGUCAGAGUUGCGAUCUUCAGCGGCAUCAAAGAACCCACACAGGGGAGAAACCCUUUGAAUGCUCAGUGUGUGGAAAGAGAUAUAGUCAGAGUGGUCCUCUGAAAAAGCAUCUAAGAACCCACACAGGGGAGGGAGCUUUUGAAUGCUCAGAUCUUGGGACGAGAUUCAGUGAGAGCGGAAAUCUUCACCAGCAUCUGAGAACUCACACAGGGGAAGAAACGUUUUGAGUGCUGAGAGUGUAGAAAGAGAUUCAGUCACAGGUGGCAAUCUCGUACUGCAUCAGAGAACCCACACGGGGAGAAACUUUUGGAAAGCUCACAGUGCGGAAGAAAAUUCAGUCAGAGUGUCAGUCUUCAAAGCCAUCAAAUAAUCUUCAUGGGAGAAACCUUUUGGGUGCUCAGAGUGUGGAGAC